AUGUCUUUCUAUCUUAAAAGUAAAAAGCGCUUCUCUGUUUUAAACCUGUUGAAAUCCCUUGAGGAUCCAGAAUAUCCGUCCAUAGGACCACAUCUUCGCCUUUUAGGUUUUACCGGCAUUUGGCAUCCAGAACUUACAUCGAAGACGGCACGAUUCAAGCAAUGGCUUUUCUAUUUAACGAUAUCUUUUUUCUUCAGUCAAUACAUUAAAUGUUUCGUACAAUUUAAAGCCAGCUCAUUAGUGCUCAUAUUACAGUACGCACCAUUUCACAUGGGGAUUGUAAAAGCGUGUUUCUUCCAGAGGAACUAUAAGAAAUGGGAGAAAAUAAUUCACUACGUAUCCAACACUGAAAAGAAUCAAAUAACUGAAAGCAAUGAGGAAAUCACUAAAAUUAUUACAAAUUACAUACAACACAGCCGUCGCGUCACAUACUUUUUCUGGGCUUUAGCAUUUUUUUCGAACUUCUCGAUUUUUAGUGAGCCUUAUCAAAAAAACAUAAACUCUGAUAAUGGCGAAGCCGUGUUUAAGAAAAUCUUUGAUGGUUAUAUCCCGUACAGUGAUUACCCCCCUGGUUAUUAUAUAUCUAUGUUCAUUCAGACGGUACUUGGUCAUAUUGUGAGCGCGUAUGUUGUUGGCUGGGACACCCUUAUAUGUACUAUUAUGAUUUUUUUUGCUGGACAACUGAAGGUGGCACGUUUGCUUUGCUCUAGAGUGAUUAAUGUUCAGAAUCCCGAAUUAUGCCGCAAGUAUAUUGCUGACUGUCAUCGCUUUCAUACCACUCUUGUCAAAAACCAGAAAUUGUUCGAAAAUCUGAUAUCACCGGCUAUGUUUGUAUAUUUGAUAGUAAUAUCGGUCAACCUUGGGGUCUGUAUUAUUGAGAUUGCAAAGAUAAAAAAUGAUACACCGACGCUAAUAUCCAGCUGUUUAUUCCUGUUGGCUUGUUUCAUACAGUUGCUGCUGUUCUACUGGCACAGCAAUGAAGUCACCGAAGAUAGCGUCCUAGUCAGCUACGGAGUAUUCGAAAGCGACUGGUAUCAAGCCGAGAACAAAUAUCAAAGAGAAGUGGCAUUGCUUGGAAUCACAACCACGAAAAGGUUGGCUUUCAGAGUAGGCCCAUUCAACGAAAUGACUCUUAAGACAUUUGUAGCUAUUCUACGUGCGAGUUAUAGUUUAUAUACUUUACUAAACGAGACUAAUUAA
Molecule: messenger RNA, 1200 nt
Organism: Chilo suppressalis (striped riceborer)
Lineage: Eukaryota; Metazoa; Arthropoda; Insecta; Lepidoptera; Crambidae
Source: the annotation of a GenBank genome assembly